ACACACACCAGCAGGAACGGAGAGCCUUCGGUCGUGCGAGUUUUGCUACAGUUUUCAUCGUGCAAAGGUGACGCCAGGAACGCUCCCAGCGCGUGUGUGUUUGUUUGCGUGAAGCGAUUACAGUUGGAGCAGUCCAUUAAACGUUUGUUUGUUUUCCGUUUUACACCCUAUGAUAGCUCGUACGACUUUUUACAGUCUCAGAAUCCAGAAUCCAACUCGGCAAAGGUGACCGGAACCGUGUCCGAGCCCGGGAGCGCUUACCCCGAAGAACGUGUGUGUUCGCAUUUAUCGAUUUGUGUACCGGGGGGUGAAAACCGGAAGAAUACUACCGGUGCACACAAGUGUAAAGGAAAAAGAAGAAGAAACAAAAAGGGCAGUAAUCCCUAGUGUCUGUGUUUGUGUGCUUGUGGCAGUACAAUUGUGUGAGCUGUUUUCCCCCCUUUGCUGCAAAGGACAAGACGUGGGAGGACCCACCUGGACACUGGACACACACCCACACCUUGUGGAAAUUAAUUCCCUUUUCUGUGUGACGCUGUGAGCCGUACAUUGUGUGCUUGAAUAGUGUGACCACUUUUCCAGGGGGGGUCACAGGGACGUCGGCAUCGAAAAUGACAUCAUUCUUUAACGUUGGGGCCCUCGGGGGCAACCCUUUCUCGACGCUCGUUGGACAGAAAGUUGGAUUUUUUUUUGUUCAAUAGUGUAUGAAACACCCAGAAACCCUUCACUGAAUGUGUGACAAAAAGGAAGAAAUUAUGACUAAAAUCCCUUCGGUGCGGCAUUAAUGGCAUCGUCAUGCUUGAAAAGCCCAAAGAUUACGCGCGCGCGUCCACAGACGCAAUCCGGCCUUGGAGGUGAAAGUCCACCCGGCCCCGUGUGCCCAUGGACACUUUCCCCACCCCCUUGCCCAGCACGAAAAGUCGUUACGAAAGCAAAUGGGAAUGGAAAUCGUUCAGCCCGGUAUCUGUUUGACCGUUGCAAUGAUGAGAUUCAUAGCAAGCGACAGAUGCUAGUCUCGCCUCGGAAAACUGGGCACUCAACAUGGAAAUCUGUGAUAUGAUCAACGAAUCGUCGGACGGUGCCCGGGACGCGAUGAAGGCGAUAAGGAAGCGAUUGACGCAGAAUGCGGGCAAAAACUACACCGUCAUCAUGUACACGCUGACCGUGCUGGAAACGUGCGUGAAGAACUGUGGCAAAGCGUUCCACGUGCUGGUCGCGAACAAAGAGUUCAUCCAGGAGCUGGUGAAACUGAUCGGCCCGAAGAACGAUCCACCCCCGAUCGUGCAGGAAAAGGUGCUCAGUCUGAUACAGAUCUGGGCCGAUGCGUUCCGCUCCCAGCCCGACCUGAACGGGGUGGUGCAGGUGUACCAGGAGCUCAAGAACAAGGGCAUCGAGUUUCCGGCCACGGAUCUGGACGCGAUCGCACCGAUUUACACGCCGCAAAGGAGCGUCCCUGACGGUGCUCCAGCGACGGAAAGUGCAAACACUCUGCCGGUUUCACCACAUCACCAUCAUGCUUCACAAACGCCAGGAUCGCCAGCAAUGCCUCCACCGUCAUCGAUGUCGCAGGAUCAGAUCGCCAAGCUGCAGUCGGAGCUGGACAUCGUGGCAAUGAACAUGUCCAUCCUGGGCGAGAUGCUAACCGAGCUGAAGCCGGGCCAGGAAGAUGCGGCCGACUACAAGCUGCUGACCGAUCUAACUUCCACUUGCCGGGAAAUGCAAAACCGAAUCGUCGAUCUGAUCGGCAAGGUGCAGCACGACGAGCUGACCGCCGAGCUGCUCCGGUUGAACGACGAGCUGAACAAUCUGUUCCUGCGGCACGCCCGGUACGAGAAGAACCGCGACCCGAAGAAUGCCUCCAGCGCGACACCGUCCGCCAUCCUUGGGGCGGCGCUCGGUGCCGUUGAAAUGCGCGACCCGUCGCUGAUCGAUCUGAGCGAAGAGCCGGGCGCUACCGGUGGUGGUGGUGCGGCCGGACACAACGUGUCCACCCAGCUGGCAGGGCUUAGCCUGGCGGCGGCCGGUUCGACGGCGACCGCCUCGUCACAGCUUGCCCAGCUCACGAGCGUAACGGCCCAGUCCGGUUCGUCGAUUGGCGGGGCCAAGUCACCGAACAGGGCGACCACCACUGCCGGGGCACCGGCCGGCAGCAACAUUCCACCGGACGUCGUAUCGGACGAGUUCGAUAUGUUCGCCCAAUCGCGAAACACUACCGGCGAGAAAGAACCUUCACACCGAUUAGAUGCUUUGGGUGCGCCGGCAGGCGCCAACACGGCAGCGCUGGGUACGAGGGAAUCGGAAUUUGACGAGAUCGAACAGUGGCUAGGAAAUCCGGACGACAUUGACAACCUCGAGGCGCAAUUGGCGGCUGCCGGAGCGAUGGGCGGCGUUGACGGGGGCGCUGGCCACGGUGCCGGCACGGAGGAAAGCCUAACGAGCAAGGAGUUCGAAAAGUUCCUCGCCGAACGGGCGGCCGUAGCCGAAACGUUACCGACGAUCAGUAGCAGCAGUACCACCAGCCCGGCAACCACAGCCAAAGAUCGCAAGAAAAAGUCCGACGAAACGGACGGUCUGCUAGCGCUGUGAAGCGAAUGCGCGGGGUGAUCGUGAUCGGGGAUAUCGGGGACACACUGUUUGUUUGCAGGGGAGGCGCCCCGGCAAGUUGUUUCGUUUGAUGGUUUUAUUUUGUAAUUAUUGUUUAAUAUAGUUUCUGCUCCAGUCGCGCGCGCGUCCUUUUGGAGGUAUUAGUGUUUGUUUUUCACAUUUAGGGGUUUCUAGGGGCAGUAGAAAUGCAAACAGAGAGCUAGAUAGAGAAAGAGCGCAGAAUGUAAGAGAUGGAUCGGGAUAGAAAGUUUUGGUGAAAAUAUUUAGUGAAAAGAAAAGCCAAAAAAAAACCCAAAAUUUAAAAAAGGAAAAAGGGAGCAGCAUCAUCUCUGUUUUUGUUUUUAGAUUUGCACCUUUUUUUAUUAUUUUAUCGCCGUCACGGCACAGCGAAUGUGAGCCAUAUUAUACAUAUACAAGAGCAAAAGUGCUGCUGCUAGCUACCACGUACGGAACUGGGAGGGACGCGGAAUCAUUAUGGGACGAAAACAGAAAAAAAAAUACACACAGACAAACAAACAAAGACGCGAGCAUCGUAAUAGAAGGAGAAAAUAUAUUUCAUUGUGACCCUAGUUGCGUAUUGUAUUAAGGUUACAAACCAACCUUACGUUCGGUACGGGGAAAGAAACGUUGUGAAAGGGUUCUUGAAAUUCGAAAAAGGAUGAAUUGAAAAUCGCGUAGGGAAUGAAAAAUGAAGCUGAUUUCGGGGUGUGUCAUCAUCGAUCGAAUCGACAGGUUGCAUAAUUUGUUUAAUUUCCUUUUAAUAGUUGUGUGCAAAACAAACAAAUCAACAAAAAAACGAUUCGAUGUUGUGAUUGUUAGCUUUUUUAUGUGCUGUGUUGUUUGUUUGAAGAAAAAAAAAGUACGCGUGUUGAUGCUUCUGAACGUAAAAUACCAACGCUCAUCAAACUAUGAUGAAAACAGUGCAGUAUGUAAAGGGUCACCAUUAAAAUUACCCACCAAUAGGGCUUAACGAAAAACCGAA
This is a messenger RNA of Anopheles arabiensis, 3583 nucleotides long. RefSeq names its product TOM1-like protein 2. Gene Ontology annotation, molecular function: ubiquitin binding; phosphatidylinositol binding; clathrin binding. The transcript is spliced from 10 exons. Lineage: Eukaryota; Metazoa; Arthropoda; Insecta; Diptera; Culicidae. The coding region runs from base 1039 to 2583 and encodes 514 amino acids. Gene Ontology annotation, cellular component: endosome; membrane. The record is from RefSeq and is a predicted model, not a curated record. Gene Ontology annotation, biological process: signal transduction.